Eurypyga helias (sunbittern) is the source of this 2288-nucleotide messenger RNA. RefSeq names its product anaphase promoting complex subunit 4 (gene ANAPC4). The transcript has 27 exons. The record is from RefSeq and is a predicted model, not a curated record. NCBI's taxonomy places the organism in Eukaryota, Metazoa, Chordata, Aves, Eurypygiformes, Eurypygidae. Gene Ontology annotation, biological process: positive regulation of mitotic metaphase/anaphase transition; anaphase-promoting complex-dependent catabolic process; protein K11-linked ubiquitination. Gene Ontology annotation, cellular component: anaphase-promoting complex; nuclear periphery. The coding region runs from base 204 to 2288 and encodes 694 amino acids.
UACUUCAUCGGCUGGCAAACUUUCAGCGAGUGUGGAGUUUGCCUCCAAACGAAAACACAGGAAAAGAAGUGACUGCUCUUGCUUGGAGACCAGAUGGCAAAAUUUUGGCUUUUGGCCUUACCGAUACCAAGCGGAUUAUUCUGUGUGAUGUAGAAAAACCUGAAAGCUUGCACUCCUUCUCUGUUGACUCAUCUAUUACUUACAUGCAUUGGAUGGAAGUAACUGAGGAAAGCAGUGUUCUCACUUCCUUUUACAAUGCUGAGGAUGAAUCAAAUCUCCUUUUGCCUAAAUUGCCAGCGCUACCCAAAAAUUACAGUACCAGUGCAAAAAUUUUCAGUGAAGAAAAGUCAGAUGAGAUUAUGAAGCUUCUGGGUGAUGUAAGGCUUAAUGCUCUUGUCCUUGGUGGCAGCUCAGGGUUUAUUGAGAUUUAUGCUUAUGGAAUGUUCAAGAUUGCUACAGUAACUGGGGUGGCAGGUUCUUGUCGUGGACUGUGUUUGUCUAGUGAUUUGAAGUCACUAUCGGUUAUUACAGAGAUGCGAGACUCUUCAGACAGCGAAGCAGAGAUAAUGUAUUUUCAGCUGGAUACUAGUCUGUUAUCAAGUUACUUACCUGAGGUAACUCGAAUGGCCCGGAAGUUUACUCACAUUUCAACUCUCUUACAGUAUAUAAAGCUGUCAUUGACGUGCAUGUGUGAAGCGUGGGAAGAGAUACUGAUGCAGAUGGACUCACGGCUAACCAAGUUUGUACAGGAAAAGAAUACAACCACUUCCGUUCAGGAUGAGUUUAUGCAGCUGUUGUUGUGGGGCAAAGCAAGUCUGGAACUUCAGGCGUUACUAAUGAACCAACUGACGGUGAAGGGUUUAAAAAAACUUGGUCAGUCCAUAGAGUCUUCCUAUUCCAGUAUACAAAAGCUGGUCAUCAGUCAUUUGCAGAGUGGCUCCGAGGCACUGUUAUAUCACUUGAGUGAAUUGAAAGGAAUGGCUUUAUGGAAACAAAAAUAUGAGUCUCUGGGAUUAGAUGCAUCUGGAAUUGAAGAGGCUAUUAUUGCUGUUGGUUCUUUCAUCCUGAAAGCAAAUGAGCUGCUUCAAGUUAUUGACAGUAGUAUGAAAAACUUCAAAGCAUUUUUUCGAUGGCUGUAUGUUGCCAUGUUGAGGAUGUCAGAAGAUCAUGUGCUUCCAGAGUUGAACAAGAUGACUCAAAAAGAUAUCACUUUUGUCGCUGAUUUUCUUACUGAACACUUCAAUGAGGCACCAGAACUUUACAAUCGCAAAGGAAAAUACUUCAAUGUGGAGAGAGUUGGCCAGUACUUGAAAGAUGAAGACGAUGACCUUGUGUCACCACCUAAUACAGAGGGAAAUCAGUGGUUUAACUUUCUUAAAAACAGUACUCAUCUGAAAGAAAGCCCACUUUUGUUUCCCUACUACCCUGAGAAAUCACUGCAUUUUGUCAAAAGGCAAAUGGAAGGGGUCAUCGAUCAGUGUUUACAAAAGCCAGCGGAUGUAAUUGGAAAGUCAGUGCAUCAAGCAGUCUGCAUGUCACUCUACAAAACCUCUCAAAGUGAUGGUUCCACGCCUCAGUUAUUUAAACUACCAUUUCUGUGGAAUGACAAAACAUCCAAUAUACAUUAUGUUCUCUUCACCAUAUUAGAAAAUUCUAUUUCUAAAAUAUGCAUUUUGAGGAGACAUACUGAUACUUCCAGGUCUGUCAGUAAUGGAAUCCUUGCAGUAGAUUUUGGAAACUUCUUGAACAACACUAUAAAUGAGAUCUCAGACUCCAGAUGCUACAGUUGUUUAGAUGCACACUUCUAUGAUGAUGAAACUGUAACUGUAAUUCUGAAGGAGAGCAUGGAACAAGAGGGGAAGGAGAGAAUCUUAGCUCAGCUGCCUUUACCUUCAGUAUAUACAGAUGAGGACCAAGACAAGGAAUUCAUCUGGGAUUCUACUAAAAGGCUGGAUGAGCAAAGUGGUGAGAUACCUACGCGUACUGUCUUCUUGGAGAAUCAGUGGAGAGUGCUGGAGAACAUGAAAGCUCAGUAUGUUUCUGUAAAUGGCAUUAGAAAAGUUUCCUGUGUGCUAAAUUCAAAUCUCCGUCAUGUGAGGGUGUUCGAGAUGGAUGUAGAGGAUGAUGGGGAAGUUGAGGAAGAAGAGGAAGAAGAAGCAACUCAGAUUGCAGCUGGGGAAUCUGAUGAGCUAAAUCGGUCUGCAGAUAACCAGGACAAUGUGUGUGAUGCCUCUGCUGAGGAACUACCUGAUGAAACUGAAGAACAUGAAUCAAGUCUGGAUCCUUGA